Messenger RNA from Cercospora beticola, 813 nucleotides. RefSeq lists its product as uncharacterized. The record is from RefSeq and is a predicted model, not a curated record. Gene Ontology annotation, molecular function: acetate transmembrane transporter activity. Lineage: Eukaryota; Fungi; Ascomycota; Dothideomycetes; Mycosphaerellales; Mycosphaerellaceae. Gene Ontology annotation, cellular component: plasma membrane.
AUGUCGACCGGAAAGGAGCCAAAAGACUUUGAAGUCAACGGCAAAGGCUCAGAUCCACAAAUUGAAAUGAGCUCCCUUCGUCAUGUACAGACUCAAGGCUCAGUUGUCCUUACUCCGGAAAUGUUCGAACGCCUAUACCUCUCACCUCCAAACCGAGUCAAUGGGAAUCUUCGUCGGAUAAUUGGCAACCCAACGCCUUUCGCCCUAGCUGGAUUUAUUAUCGCCUUCUCGCCACUGGUUUUCUCCUUCCUCGGAUGGAGGCAGUUCACAGGCGGUCCCACUUCGACUAUCGGUGCCUUCUACUUUCAGGGCGGUCUACUUCCAAUCAUUGGAGCGAUCUUUGAGCUGAUUCUGGGCAACACAUUCAGUGCAUGCUACUUUGCCGUCUACGGCGCAUGGUUCUUGGGAUAUGGUGCCACCUUCACCCCAGACUUUGGAUCCUAUCUUGCAUAUUCACCAGACCCAAGCAACCCGAGGCUGGGCAUGUUGCAGCCAGGAUUUUUGUCAGGUCAAGCCUAUUGGGCGCUCUUGAUGUCCAUUUUCUCUAUCUACAUUACUAUCUGCUGCUUUCGCACAAACAUCUGCCUCGUCAUCAACUUCUUCUCCCUCUUUCUGAUCUUCUUAUUUGUCGCUAUAAGUUUCUGGCUAUCCGUGGACGGAAAGACCACUACUGCACAUCAUCUGCAGCUAGGCGCAGGCUACGUUAGCUUCAUUGCACUUGAUGUCGACUUGUACGCCCUAUUAAGUCUACUAUUCUUGACUGUUAACUUUCUAAUUCAACUUCCUAUUAGGACCUUAGCCUCGUCUUUCUAA